AUGUAGUAAAGGGCAUCAUCUAAUUAAAAAAUCUUUAAUAAUUAAUAUCAGAUAGUCAAAAAACUAUCUUCAGGUUCCUUUGGAGUAGUUUUUUUAGGAGUUGACCUUUUAACAAAAUCUGAAGUAGCAAUAAAAGUAGAAAAAGAAGAAAAUGAAGAAGUGCGUUCAUUAGAGAGAGAAGUUUAAAUACUUAAGAAAUUAGAUGGGGCUGAAGGGUUCCCAAAAUAUUUUUGGUCAGGUGAAGAUCAAGGCUAUAACAUUCUAGUGAUUUAAUUAUUGGGGAAGGAUUUAUCCUACCAUUUUAAGUAAUUAAAAAAAUUUUCUCUAAAGACUGUUCUUACUAUAGGAAUUUAAGCAGUCUAGAUUUUAGAGAGAUCUCAUUAAAAAGGUGUAAUUCAUAGAGAUUUGAAACCAGAAAAUAUCAUUUUAGGAAUAGGAAGAGAAUUAUCUAAGUUAUAUUUAAUCGAUUUUGGUAUAAGCAAAAUAUUUCGAGAUUCUAAUGGAAAGCAUAUGUAUUAAGAAUUUGUUUAUAUUAUAAUUUUAGAUCAUUCAAAGAUCAAAAAUCUUUCUUAGGAACAACUAGAUAUGCAUCAAUAGCUGCACAUUUAGGACAUGAAUUAGGACGUAAAGAUGAUUUAGAAUCAUUAAUGUAUAUUUUACUAUAUUUUUUAAGAGGGUAAUUAAUUAUUUAUUAAAAAAGAUAGUUACCUUGGUAAAAUAUGGUUAAUGUUACAGAUGAUGAAAGAACAAAGAAAGUUGGAGAAAUGAAGUUAUCAAUGGAACGUGAUGUAUUUAAAGAUUAACCUGGUGAGCUUUAACGCAUUUUUGAGUACUCAUCAAAUUUGACAUUUAAGUUACUUAAGAAAACUAUAAUUUAAAUAGGAACCCAAUUACAAAAUGAUUGUAUCAGAAUUUAGAAGGGCAGCUGAAUCUACUAAUCUAAUUAUUGAUGGUAAUUUUGAUUGGACUGAGAUUAAAUAAUCUACUCAUUAUUAAACUGAUACUAAUCCAAAUUAAAGUAAAAAUAAUAUACCCAUUAAUUCUAAUGAAAUGAAAAAAUCUAUUGAAAAACAAUUGUCAGGUAUCAUUUAACAUAGGUAUAUUAAAUAAAUAUAUAUAAGUUCAAAUCAUUUAUUGGCUCCUCCUCCUUUAGGUUCUGCUAGAGGAACCUUUUAAAGAGAUGAUAUCAGAAAGAAUUCUAGUGUCACUCAAUAAAGUAGUAUAAACUAUUGCUAAUCUCUCAAUCCUAAUUAUUAAAAAUCAAUAUGUGAUGAACCUCUUUAAGAGGAGAACCAUUAUUAUGAUUUUGAUAGUGUUGAAAUUAAUGAAAAUUAUAAGACAGAUUCUUCUUUGCAUAAAAAAUAUAAUAAAAUAAAAUUGGGAAUUUUUGUGUAAGCUUAUUUUUUUAUUCAAUUAGACAUUUUAUCCCUAAACAAAUAAAACUUAAAUGA
Messenger RNA from Paramecium sonneborni, 1451 nucleotides. The record is from the annotation of a GenBank genome assembly. NCBI's taxonomy places the organism in Eukaryota, Ciliophora, Oligohymenophorea, Peniculida, Parameciidae.